AAUUGAUUUAGUGAAAGCAUAAUUAUUAAAAAUAAAGAUAACUAACUUUUCCUUGACUUGUAUUGUGUCACGUUCUUAGUACAAAGUUAACGACCACCGUUUUUUAUGCGCGAAUUGAAUUUCAUUCUUCUCUUACCGGCUAAAAAAAGUAUAACUAUAAUUAAAGGACUACAUUUCUUUCGACAAUAAAGCCGUUGAUUGCCAAACUUAAAAAGAAAUAAUAAUAUUUUUGCUAUUUAACAGAGUUGUUGUAGUAGUAUUUAUUUUGAUCACAUUCCUUGUGUUUUGGGUGUGGGACACAGAGAUUACAUUUCAGACAUAAUUUACAUUACUCCUUUACUGGAAGCGGUGUUGUGUGAACAUUCAGAAAAAAGCUGUUUUGCAUUACGUCUUAUAAAUUGGUCUACUCAGCAGUCAGCACUGAAUGAGUAGAGUGUGAGACUUUAGUGCCCUCAACACCGAGUUUAAUUGACCUACUUGCCACCUUCACCACUCUCUUCUCUUUGGAUACCAAAACCACAGCACUCAAAGCAACAGCACACCACACACCCUCUCUUUCAUUCUCUGUUGUCUUCUACAGCGUUUGGGAAAACAUGGAAACCACCUCGGUUUCCAAAUUGCCGUUUGCAUUCUUCUGCUUGGCAUUGUGGUUGGGUUAUCAGCUGCAGCGGGUUCACUGUACCGUUGCUUACGACCGAAAGGCCAUCCUUAUCAAUGGCCAAAGGAGAAUCCUUUUCUCAGGCUCCAUACAUUACCCCAGAAGUACCCCAGAUAUGUGGGAAGAUCUGAUUUUCAAGGCUAAAGAGGGGGGUAUAGACGUCAUUGAAACCUACGUCUUUUGGAAUAUUCAUGAGCCUUCUCAAGGCAAUUACAACUUUGAAGGAAGGUAUGAUCUGGUGAGGUUUGUGAAGACAGUACAGAAAGCGGGGCUAUACGCUCAUCUUCGCAUUGGACCUUAUGUCUGUGCAGAAUGGAAUUUCGGAGGAUUUCCUGUUUGGCUCAAGUAUGUUCCGGGCAUUAGCUUUAGAACAGACAAUGAACCUUUCAAGAAAGCAAUGAAAGGGUUUACUGAGAAGAUUGUGGGAAUGAUGAAGAGUGAAAGUCUCUAUGAAUCCCAGGGUGGUCCUAUUAUACUCUCUCAGAUUGAAAAUGAGUAUGGGGGACAGAGUAAAUUAUUUGGACCUGCUGGCCAAAAGUAUGUGAACUGGGCUGCAAAAAUGGCUAUUGAAACGGGAACAGGGGUCCCAUGGGUGAUGUGCAAGGAAGAUGAUGCACCUGAUCCAGUGAUAAACACAUGCAAUGGCUUUUAUUGCGAUUAUUUUACUCCUAAUAAACCCUAUAAGCCUACAAUUUGGACAGAGGCUUGGAGUGGCUGGUUUACCGAGUUUGGAGGUCCAAUUCAUGAAAGACCUGUUCAGGAUUUGGCAUUUGCUGUUGGCCGAUUCAUACAAAAAGGAGGAUCCUUUGUAAACUACUAUAUGUAUCAUGGAGGAACCAAUUUUGGCCGAACAGCUGGAGGCCCUUUCAUCACUACAAGUUAUGACUAUGAUGCUCCACUGGAUGAAUAUGGUUUGAUUAGACAACCAAAGUAUGGUCAUCUAAAGGAGCUUCAUAAGGCUAUCAAGAUGUGUGAGCGGGCUUUAGUUUCAACUGAUCCUGUUGUUACUUCAUUAGGGAACUUCCAGCAGGCUCAUGUAUACUCUACAGAAUCUGGAGACUGUGCUGCUUUCCUUGCAAACUAUGAUACAAAAUCUUCUGUUAGGGUGAUGUUCAACAAUAUGCACUAUAACUUACCUCCUUGGUCCAUCAGCAUCCUCCCUGAUUGUAGAAAUGUUGUUUUUAAUACAGCAAAAGUUGGAGUGCAAACAUCUCAGAUGCAAAUGUUGCCAACAAAUACUCGGAUGUUUUCAUGGGAGAGUUUUGAUGAAGAUAUUUCUUCUCUAGAUGAUGGCUCUGCCACAAUCACUACUUCUGGUCUCUUGGAACAGAUAAAUGUAACACGGGAUUCAAGUGAUUAUCUUUGGUAUAUAACUAGUGUUGAUAUAGGUUCAUCCGAAUCCUUUCUCCAUGGUGGCAAACUCCCCACUCUCAUUGUUCAAUCCACAGGCCAUGCAGUGCAUGUUUUUAUCAAUGGUCAACUUUCUGGUUCUGCAUAUGGAACAAGGGAGGAUAGGAGAUUCAGAUAUACUGGCCCGAUAAACCUUCGUGCUGGAACAAACAAAAUAGCUCUACUCAGUGUUGCUGUUGGACUUCAAAACGUGGGAGGACAUUUUGAGACUUGGAACACAGGAAUCCUUGGUCCAGUUGCACUCCGUGGACUUGACCAAGGAAAGUUGGACUUAUCUUGGCAGAAAUGGACUUACCAGGUUGGGUUGAAAGGAGAGGCCAUGAAUCUUGCAUCUCCAAAUGGUAUCUCUUCGGUAGAGUGGAUGGAUUCAGCAUUAGUUUUAGAUAAAAAUCAACCAUUGACAUGGCACAAGACUUAUUUCGAUACUCCAGCAGGAGACGAGCCAUUGGCAUUGGACAUGGAAGGUAUGGGUAAAGGUCAAAUAUGGAUUAAUGGGCUGAGCAUUGGAAGAUACUGGACUGCUCCAGCUACCGGUAAUUGCAAUGGUUGCAGCUACGCUGGCUCAUUCCGCCCUCCAAAGUGUCAGGUUGGUUGUGGCCAACCAACCCAACGAUGGUACCAUGUACCUAGAUCAUGGUUGAAGCCAAAUCAUAAUCUGUUAGUUGUCUUUGAGGAACUUGGGGGAGAUCCUUCAAGAAUUUCACUUGUAAAGAGAUCAGUGGGAAGUGUGUGCGCUGAUGUGUCUGAGUACCACCCAAAUAUUAGGAAUUGGCACAUUGAGAGCUUCGGAAAAUCAGAGGUGUUCCAUCCUCCAAAAGUUCACUUGCAUUGUAGUCUUGGCCAGGCCAUUUCUUCCAUUAAAUUUGCAAGCUUUGGAACUCCUUUGGGGACCUGUGGGAACUAUGAGCAGGGAGUUUGUCAUUCUCCCGCUUCCUAUGCCAUCUUAGAGAAGAAAUGUAUAGGAAAACGAAGAUGCACGGUCAGUGUAUCAAACAGUAACUUUGGACACGACCCAUGUCCGAAUGUGUUGAAGCGGUUAUCAGUUGAAGCUGUUUGUGCUCCAACUACUAGCAAUAGAAGGGGAUGAAUGGUUAACAAAGCACCUUUUUAUAUGCAGUUACUUAACAGAAGAAUAAUUGAAUAGUAUAGGUUAAUUUAAGUGUCAUAGUUGUGUUUAGGGAGAAAGUAACUAUGUUGGUGCCGAAGGCACGAGGUUUAUAAUUUUAUUUAAUGAUGUGCUAAGGGGAUUGUAUUGUAUAAAUUAGUUGUUGUUGGGUAGGUGAAUUUGGAGUGAUAGUUCCAGGCCUUUUUAAGUUUUAACUAGAAAUAGGCACUGGGAAGAGGUUGGUGUGAUGGUUUUUCAUUUCAUAAUUUAUGGGGUAAAUUAAACUCCAAAUCAGGUUCUAGUUGGGAGUGGAUCCUACUGUAUCCAUUCUCUACUUUUAUUUAAACUCCAUUCUUCUGUUCA
Cajanus cajan (pigeon pea) is the source of this 3536-nucleotide messenger RNA. RefSeq names its product beta-galactosidase 3 (gene BGAL3). Lineage: Eukaryota; Viridiplantae; Streptophyta; Magnoliopsida; Fabales; Fabaceae. The record is from RefSeq and is a predicted model, not a curated record. Gene Ontology annotation, molecular function: hydrolase activity, hydrolyzing O-glycosyl compounds; carbohydrate binding. Gene Ontology annotation, biological process: carbohydrate metabolic process.